AUGCCGCCUGAAAUUUGGAGCCCGAGGGCAACAAUCCCUCGCGAGGCCGCCCUGCAACACUUUAGAAAGCAACUAAAGAAACACAACAAGUCAUUACUCAUCACCAGCCCUCCCUACACCGGCAAAACGCAUUUCGCCAGACAGCUUCAAAACGAGCCAGGAUGCGUUGCGGCGUAUUUUUGCGAAGCUGCAGACAGAAAAACGAAGGAUCCGGCAGUUAUUUUGAAGGACAUUGUACAACAAUUACAAUCUAGGCUUCCGGGUCUCAUCGCGCCAACGCUGUCUCAUAAUUCCUUGUAUGGGAAAUCGGAGUUAACGAUGAAACUUUUUCUCCAAAUACCGCUCGCUGCUCUCAAAGAUACGGAAGAGAUCAGCUUUAUGGUUAUUGAUGAUCUACCGAAAGAAGCGCAUCAGAUGGUUAUGCAGAUCGCUGAAAUCCUGCCAUCAUGGUUGCGCCUCGUAGUCUUGACAAGACCCGGAAAUUCCUUAUACCAAUUAAACAACUUUGAACACGUCGAGCUCUUCCACUCCCAAGUAGAACUCGUGGAAUUUAUAAAAAAAAACGCGCCUGGCCACAAUUCGAUUGAAGCUGUUUUCCAAAACUGCCUGGGCUCCUGGUCCUAUAUUUCAAUACUAGCGGCGUCUUAUGACGCGGGGCAACACAUAACUGAUGGUUACCUACCAAUUGGAACUGAACAACUAUGCCAUGCAAUUUUUGAGGUCCUACCCCCAGCCGCCAUUGAUCUUUUCAUAUUACUUCAAACCGCUGUAGAACCUCCUACAAAACGGCAGCUAGUCGAUUUAGCGUUGUAUAAUGAGACAAACCCGAACGACAUCAAUUUUCUACUAUUUAUGUGCAAAAGCCAGAAUCCCAAUAUUUUGACGAACGUCUGGGCUGAUUAUCCGUUGAAUCAAAAGGAGAUUGAGUCCGGCCACGAUCGAUGGGCCGCCUAUUACGGUAGUCUGGGCGAAUUUUCUAACGUCGCAAAACUAGCAUACCAUUUGGUGCAUGGGAGUUAUGAGCGUGACUGCCUUGAAAUACUGCGUAUGAAUAAUGUGCACGAUUUGGUGUUGCAUUGGUCAAUUUACGACAUGCAAACUACGUGUUUGCUUCUGGACGCGGGUGCUAAAUGGUGUCCCUGGAAAUUUCAGGAUGACUUUGUACUCUGCUGUACGGAAGGUGACAUCCACGCUGUUGCCGCUGCUUCCCAUCUAGCCAAUAAAAAAUCCCUCGGAGAAGGUCUCAUCGCUGCUGCCUCGCAUGGUCAUUUCCAAGUCUGCAAGCUUAUCCUAGAGCUCGAACCCACCACCGCUUUCUACUCCUCACCACGAAACUCCUACGACGCCAUCCGCGCCGCCGCCCUCAACAACCAGUGCGAAGUUGUGCGACUCCUGCUCAAUUACGUACCCGUCAAAGACAUCGGACGCAACGAUCGACACCCCCUGAAAACGGCGAUAUGGGCUGAUAACGUUGAGGUUAUGGACAUCCUCCUCCAAAACCAUGGCGAUCUCGAACAAGUGGAUUAUUCAAAAAAAACCCUACUCCUCAUCGCGGCUUGCCGGAAUAGCUGUAAUGUUGUGGAAUACCUAUUAAAAAGAGGCUGCAACAUAAGAGCAAAAGAUCAAGAUGGCAGAACGGCACUUCACUGCUGUCUCUACAAGGAUUUCAGAGGCCAAAAGCAUAGGGCGGUUGUGCAGUUGUUAAUAAAAUAUGGCAUCGAUCUCUCUGUCGUCAGUAAAGACGGGCUUCAAGCCAUCCAUGUAGCAGCUUACAACAAUUCGCCGGCUUUUAAAGAGCUUGCUGCAGCGGUUCCGGAUGUUAACAUACGAGAUCUUCAUGGAACUACAGCUUUAAUUCAUGCAAUUCAGUACUCAAACAAUUCUAUAGUUGAUGUGCUUCUUGAUAUGGGAUCCGACGUCAACCUUCCGGAUGCUAAUGGCAAAAGCCCAUUAAUGCAUGCAGCUUCUAAAGGCAACCGGAAAGUUGUAGAAAAGCUUCUAUCUUUUGGAGCAAAACUGGAGCAACUGGAUGAUUCCAACUCGUACGCCUUUCACUACGCGGCCGGUUGCCUUGAACCGGCAGUCGUUGAGGCUGUGUAUAUUGAAGAAGCUCUUGAGCACGAGAAUAAGGAGGGCGAGGUCCCGCUUUAUAUUGCUGUCAAUGUUGGUCAUACUGAGAUUGUAAACAAAUUGAUUCAAUGGGGAGCCUCAGUAAAUUACGUGAACAGAGCCGGAAAAUCGUUGACCCUGUUGGCGUUAUCAGAAGGAAAGAUCGAUGGAUGUGAAUAUCUGCUCGAGCUGGGCGCCGAUCCUAAGGCCGCAAAUCUACAGGGCCAAACCCUGGCUCAUCUUAUGGUCGAGCUCAGGAGCUUGUCCGGGCUCCAGAUGCUUCACCACUUCGCCGUACCCAUAGAUCGGGCCGAUUUUGAGGGGAAUACGCCGUUACAUUGUGCGGUUUGGGCCGAUCAGUAUGGGUUGGCAGAAUACAUGCUGGCGGAAGCCGGUGUUAAUCCGGAUCCGGCAGAUUCUAAGGGUGCCACCCCUCUUGCUGUCGCCUCUUACAAGGGUGAUGAGAACUUUGUGACGCUACUUUUGAAACAUGGAGCAAAUCCUAGACUUCGUGAUCAUCAAGGCCUCUCCUCCCUUGAUGCUGCUCAACAUGCCGGUCAUGUAGCCCUAGUCCCACUCCUUGCCCCCGGCACCGGCUCCGCUUUCUUUCCUUACCCUAGAAUGAUUCCAUUGUUCUCCCAUUCCCAUCUCGGCUUCGGUCUCCCCGCGAUUCGCCUACGCGCCAAUGCUACCCAAUUUCGGCUUCGAUUGCUCGAGCUUGAACGGUCGGCCCCCUCAGCUGGACCGUCUUUACAAAUGGAAAUGUACGACCGGCAGCAGUAUCCGCCUCGGUAUCCGGUGCAAAUCUACGAGCCGAGGCCGAAGGUGCUCCCCAUCAAUCAAGGCAGAAUUAAAGAUAGCCCACACUUCGUGCUCGCGCCGACAAGGCUGAUGAUACCGCAAAGCCCGACCAGCCCCUCAUCCUCGGCCCUGAAGCCUAUGCCCGGUUUUGCGGGCGUCGAUGAAGAUAAUACUCCUUCAGAGGCUCUAAGCCGUCUAUUCGAUAACUAUGGCGACUCCAGAACGCUGAAAGGUCUUCGCCACUUUUCCAAUAAAGUCAGCGAGAAAGUGAAGCAGAAAGUCAGCACAACGUACAACGAGGUAGCUGAUGAACUUGUCACUGAAUACUUUGAGUCAUUGUCGGAAACACCGGACACACAGUGUCAAACCUACGACAUGAAGAAUAUCCGCCGGCGGGUCUACGAUGCGCUCAAUGUAUUGAUGGCUGUAAAUAUUAUUGUGCGCCAAAGCAAAGUUAUUGAAAUUCGCUGGAAUGGCCUUCCGGUCAGCCCUGGGCAAGAAGUGAAAACAAUGAUUGCUGAAAAGAAGAAAAAGGAGAAGCUGAUUCGGAAGAAGUACCUGGAGUGUCACGCUCUAAUGAUGCAACUGGUUGCUUACACGAAUCUUGGCAAGAAAAACGAGGAGGGAGCCGCGGAAAGGGCAGCGAAAAGAGCGGCGAUAAUAGCUGCUGAAGAAGCAGAGGAUGCUGCUUGGGAGGCUGAACAAUUGGCUGCAGCCGCAGUGAGGGCCGCAGCGUACGCUGCUGGAGAAGAUGUGUGGGCGAAGGCAGACGCUGAGGGCAUCGUGAUAAACGAUCCCUCAAACCCUGACGAUCCAAUUCCCUAUCGUCGGAUACGUCGGCCGCUCCCGGAACCUGAUUCCCUAGUGCCCUUCCUUCUUUUGACUAUAGACGAGGAGGAUGAGGUUGAAAUCGAGUUCGCCAACGAUGACAGCUACUGCGACAUGCACUUUGAGCAUCCAUACGAAAUGUUUGAUGAUAUCGAGGUGCUGAAGCGCAUGGGUCUGACCGCUGGAUUGGAAUCUAAAACUACGUUCUCGGUCGAAACCCGGGAAGCUGCCAAGGCUGUACUCCCCAAGAAAUCACACGAUUUUGUCACAAAAUUGCUUGAUGAAGUCGAGCAGCUUCGGGCGAAUGAGAAAAUGGAGAAGAUUCGGGAGCAGAAUGCUUUGCAUCAGCAGACGUAUGCGUACAAUCGACCAUCGGCAAUCUCGCGAGUUGGUGGUGUCUCCAUGCAGUCCGGCUUCAAGCCGCGCAACAACUUCCUGCAACAACAGCACCAGAAUAUACCCUCGACUUCGUACGUACCGUCUGCAAAUACUUAUGUGCGCCAGGAAACAAAAGUGCAGUAUUAUAUCGAGGCUGAGGGCCAAGCAAUGGGUGGGAUGGCGGAAGACGUUCCGUUUGACCAGGAUUAUGCACAAAUCGUCGACGACGAACUAUUAUCUCAGCAUAACGUGGCCCUGCACGACUCCCGGCAAUAUCGGGUUGUAUAUACAAAUGAAAACAAUCGUGACGCCGAUUACACAUCCUACUUUGAAGGUGUUGAAUACCUGGAAGAUGUUGGAGCCACCGAAGAAAUCGAAUACGAA
Molecule: messenger RNA, 4500 nt
Organism: Mesorhabditis spiculigera
Lineage: Eukaryota; Metazoa; Nematoda; Chromadorea; Rhabditida; Rhabditidae
Source: the annotation of a GenBank genome assembly